AAACAAUCGUCACCCUUCGAAUUGAUUUCUGCGCUUUGGAGAAACUCUUUCGUUGCGAUAUCAAGUGUUUUCCGUUUGCCGUUGUUGUCCCAGAAGCAACGGACAUGCACCGUGCCGGGGCGUGCGGAAGUGAUGAGUGACCGCAGUGUAGCAACGGAGGACGUUCCCGACCCGAGCGGAAGUGGCGCAGCACCGAUGCUGAACAAACGACCGCGCCUCUACCAAGGACUGUGCUCCGACUCGCGAUCGCUACCCGAAAUGGAUGGUGCUGGUGGUGGUGUACCGUUGGCAGGGACAUUGUCCAGCUCGCUGGAGAACACAAUGCGCCGCAGGCAGCUGGCGGAGAAUCUACUCAACUGGCAAGAAAGCCAGGUCGAGGCGACGAGGGACAACAUUCUGAACACGGUGCUGGAACACUUUCUGACCUACUUCCACCAGCGCAACAAUCGGAACGGCGACGAACCCGCGAACGAUAACGCCGUGCUGGAGGACGAAGCAAUCCGGAUGGCAAUCAGCCGGACCGGUUUGCAGUCGGCCGGACCGUCUGGAGCGCCGUCCGUGUCCGUUCCCGUGUCCGUGGCAGCGGAAGAGUCCAACGCGCAGCCCCAGCCUAGCGCUAGCUGGCAACACCCGGGACGGCUGCUGCCCGACAACUACAUCCUGGAUACGGCCGUGGCCGCUGCAAUACAGGAGAAGGGAUUGGUCACGUGCGAUGCGGAGGCCACCGAUAGUGACGACAGCAUGCCGCAGGAAGAUGGCGCGAGGUAGUGUGCACUACUGAAGCGGCCGGGUCCUGGCCUGGCGUUAUCCCUCGAUAACACUGUUCAACGAAACUGGAAAGCGUUCAAAAGCGUUUAUUUGCUUCUCUCACAAGCCAUGCUACGCGUUGUAUACCUGAUGUAGUAAAAUGGUGGAAAAUAUACUAUUAAUAUCAUUGCCU
Anopheles cruzii is the source of this 940-nucleotide messenger RNA. RefSeq lists its product as uncharacterized. The record is from RefSeq and is a predicted model, not a curated record. The transcript has a single exon. NCBI's taxonomy places the organism in Eukaryota, Metazoa, Arthropoda, Insecta, Diptera, Culicidae. The coding region runs from base 133 to 768 and encodes 211 amino acids.